Messenger RNA from Coniophora puteana RWD-64-598 SS2, 831 nucleotides. RefSeq lists its product as uncharacterized. The transcript has 11 exons. The record is from RefSeq and is a predicted model, not a curated record. The coding region runs from base 28 to 747 and encodes 239 amino acids. Lineage: Eukaryota; Fungi; Basidiomycota; Agaricomycetes; Boletales; Coniophoraceae.
CACAAGAAAGGGGCAAAGUCAAGCAACAUGUCUAGCGGCAUUAUCAUUCGCGAAGUCACCAAAGACAUCUGGACCUUCUCGCGCCCCUUUGCGCGUUACGGUGUCUUCCCUGUGGGCGGCCGCUCGACCGCCAUCAAGCUCAGCGACGGCGACGUCUGGGUCCUCGCCUCCACGCCUUUGUGCGACCAGACCAAGGCAAAACUAGGCGAGCUGGGCAACGUCAAAUACAUCAUAGGCGCGGACCUGGUGCACAAUCUGUACCUGGGGCAGUUCCAGAAGGCGUAUCCGGAUGCAAAGCUCAUUGCACCCGAGGGCGUUAUGGAUCGGAUCGAUGAAAAUCUCAGGUUCGAUGGAUUGUUGGGAAGAGAUCCACCGGACGCUUGGUACGGAUUCGAGAACGAUAUAAAGUACUGUUACUUCUCGGGUUUCAGCAACAGAGACGCCGCGUUCUUCCAUCCUGCGUCAAAGACCAUGGUCCAGGCGGAUCUUCUGUUCAACCUCCCGGCCAAGGAACAGUACUCCAAGACCUGGUCGCCUAACCCGUUCAAGUUCCUCCCUCUGAACCCAUACUCGAGCGCGCACCGCAAGUUCGUGAACAGCCAUCACGACCACGAAGAGAACAUGCGCCGGGACGCUAAGACUGUCGCUUCCUGGGACUUUGACAGGGUCAUUCCUUGCCACGGGGAUGUGAUUGAGACGGGGGGAAACGCUGCGUGGAGAGCGGCGUAUCAAGACUUCCUCAACUAAUAGCAACAUAAGUAGUAUUGUAUUCGGUAUCCAUCUAUCUAUCUAUUCCUGGCUCGGCCUGCGAUGUUAUAAUCUACCACAGCC